Branchiostoma belcheri (Belcher's lancelet) is the source of this 1036-nucleotide messenger RNA. RefSeq lists its product as uncharacterized. The coding region runs from base 253 to 960 and encodes 235 amino acids. The transcript has a single exon. The record is from RefSeq and is a predicted model, not a curated record. NCBI's taxonomy places the organism in Eukaryota, Metazoa, Chordata, Leptocardii, Amphioxiformes, Branchiostomatidae.
CGCCGGCAGGCUGUGGUAGUCAGCGGCACCCAGUCAAGCUACGUGAGUGUGCGAUCGGGCGUCCCACAGGGCACGGUGAUAGGUCCAAGCCUCUUCAUCGUGUACAUUAACGAUCUACCGCAGAGGAUCUCGUCCCCUUCCCGACUAUUCGCGGACGACACCGCUGUGUACCGGCUGAUCUCCUCUCCCAAAGACCCCCCAAAGCUUCAAGAGGAUCUCAACAAGCUGGAGGACUGGGAGAGGGAGUGGGACAUGUCCUUCCACCCAGACAAGUGUUAUCAGCUACCCCUGACGAGAGCUAGAAAACCACCGAUCGCAAAUCCCAGCUACACCCUCCAUGGUCACACACUAGCACGAGUAUCCUCUACCAAGUACCUGGGUGUUACGCUUCAGACAGACCUUUCCUGGCGCAUGCACAUCGACAAUACAUACUCCAAGGCCAACAGGACAUUGGGCUUCUUAAGGCGAAAUCUUAGAGUGUGCUCCAUCAAAACCAAAGAGCUUGCAUAUAAAGCCUUGGUCCGCCCAAUUGUGGAGUAUGCCUGUUGUGUAUGGGACCCCUACACCGACGCUGACACAAAUAAGAUCGAGAAAAUCCAACGAAGGGCAGCACGCUUUGUUCUGAACAGACACCGAAACACCUCUAGUGUCUCUGACAUGUUGGACGAGUUACAGUGGGCUUCUCUCCAAGGCCGCCGCCGUACCACCAGACUCGCCAUGAUGUACAAGAUCCAGCAUGACCUUGCAUGUGUGAGAUGCGACGCCUUGAAGCCCGUGUCUGGCAGCAGGAGAAGUCGGAGAGGCCACAGUCAACAGCUCCAGGACAUAACUUGCCGCACGAACUACAAACACUAUUCCUUUCUUCCUCGCACUAUCCGCGAUUGGAACGCCCUGCCCACAGACACUGUCCAAUCCCCGUCCCUGGCCACCUUUGUCUCGAGGGUGUCCAGUCCGGCCUAGACUCAGUCACGCUGGUGACCUUCGACCCGAGACAUGUCAAUUAUUGCCGGUAUCGGCAGUUGGACAUUACCGGAAG